CCAGCGGAGUCUGCGCAGACGGCGUGCGCGUGUCCCGUCAGCCAGGCGCACCGCAGCACUCGAACCUGUGACCAGGUGCCGACAUGGCCGAGAAGGGCCUCUCCGACGAAGCCGCGGCGGCGGCGUGCAAAGAGGGCAGCCCCAUCACGAAGGACUUCCUGAUGCAGCAGACCAUGCUGAGGGUGAAGGACCCUGUGAAAUCCCUGGACUUCUACACGCGCAUCCUGGGCAUGACGCUGCUGCAGAAGUUCGACUUUCCCGCCAUGCGCUUCUCCCUCUACUUCCUGGGCUAUGAGGACAAGAAGGACAUCCCGGCCGACGUCGGCGAGAGGACGGCUUGGACCUUCUCCCGGCGAGCCACCAUCGAGCUCACGCACAACUGGGGGACGGAGUCUGAUGACAGCCAAUCAUACCACAACGGGAACUCGGACCCCCGCGGCUUCGGCCACAUCGGCGUUGCCGUACCCGACGUGUACGCUGCCUGUAAGCUCUUCAAAGAGCAGGGAGUCACUUUCGUCAAGAAACCGGAUGAUGGUAAAAUGAAGGGUCUGGCAUUCAUUCAGGACCCGGAUGGUUAUUGGAUCGAGAUCCUGAGCCCCAACAACAUGCUCUCUAUCACAUCCUAGAUAGAUUUUCCUUUUCGGGGGGCGCUGCGGGGAUGGCGCUGCGGGCAUUGUGGUAUUAAAAAAAAAAAAAAAAAAAAACUGAAUUGAGUAGUGUAAAAGGAGAGGAUGCACGUUGGGAGAACACACACACACACACACAGUGUGAGGUUUGCCUUCAGUCAGUAAAUGUGUGUUAACAAGCUGCAGUGUCCAGAUCCUGUAGUAUUAUUAUAACUUUGUGUUUAAUUUUGCUGAAUUAUUGCUUACGUUUGCGGCUACGAGCUGUGCUGUGCCACCCCUUCACGUGUCCUCCGUGUGAAUGAGCCAUAAAGUUUGAUUCCCCUGAAGCUGCA
Messenger RNA from Scleropages formosus (Asian bonytongue), 958 nucleotides. RefSeq names its product glyoxalase 1 (gene glo1). Gene Ontology annotation, molecular function: lactoylglutathione lyase activity; metal ion binding. The transcript is spliced from 6 exons. The record is from RefSeq and is a predicted model, not a curated record. Bases 84 to 626 code for a protein of 180 amino acids. NCBI's taxonomy places the organism in Eukaryota, Metazoa, Chordata, Actinopteri, Osteoglossiformes, Osteoglossidae.